CGGCUGUGGCCUCCCCUCUCUCCGCAGGUGUGGUUCCAGAACCGGCGGAUGAAGGACAAGCGGCAGCGCCUGGCCAUGACCUGGCCGCACCCGGCGGACCCGGCGUUCUACACCUACAUGAUGAGCCACGCGGCCGCCACCGGCAACCUGCCCUACCCCUUCCCAUCCCACCUGCCCCUGCCCUACUACUCUCACAUGGGCAUCGGGGCCACCUCGGCCUCGGCCGCCGCUCCCUUCAGCACCCCGCUGCGGCCGCUGGACACCUUCCGCGUCCUGUCCCACCCGUACCCGCGGCCGGAGCUGCUCUGCGCCUUCAGGCACCCCUCUCUGUACCCCGCCCCGAGCCAUGGACUCGGCAGCGCCGGUGGCAGCCCCUGCUCGUGCCUGGCGUGCCACGGCAGCCCGUCCAACGGGUUGGCACAGAGACCCGCCGGGUCAGACUUUACCUGCUCGGCCACCACCAGGACGGACUCCUUCCUCACUUUCACCCCCUCGGUGCUGAGCAAAGCCACCUCGGUUUCCAUGGACCAGAGGGAAGAAGUACCUUUAACGAGAUAAAGCUUCGUCUCAGGGUUGUUCAAUAAUUCGCCCCUUUCCCGGGUGCUCUUCGAGUUAAUGUACGUACGGUCGAUGUUUAUUUAAUCGUGUUCUCUCCCCAGAA
This is a messenger RNA of Meleagris gallopavo (turkey), 661 nucleotides long. Lineage: Eukaryota; Metazoa; Chordata; Aves; Galliformes; Phasianidae. The record is from RefSeq and is a predicted model, not a curated record.